AAAAGCUGCAAUGAAAAGGUAGAAGAAAUAAUGCUAUGGCAUUGUUCAAUUAUCUUCUUCUUUUCUUCCUCUUCCUCGUUUGCAAUUGCACAGCAGAGCACUUGGGGGAGUUCUGCAACAAAGACAAGAACAUAAGCAGUGACAGCCCGAAAUCAGCCAACAUUGAUCAUUUGUUAGCUGAUCUGGUGUCAAAGACCUCCUCAAAUGGCUUCACUGCUACUUCCUAUGGCGUAGGCGAGGAUCGAGUCUAUGGACUUGCCCAAUGCAGGGGGGACGUGAGCAAGAAGGACUGCUCGAGCUGCAUCCAAGACGCAGCAAAGCAGAUCCGCCAACUCUGUCCAAAUCAAGCUGAUGCCAGGAUAUGGUUUGAUUAUUGUUUCUUGCGGUAUGAUAUUCAGAACUUCAUAGGAGAAGUCGAUACAGCUUUCGGAAUAUUCUACUGGAAUGUGGAGAAUGUAACAGAUCCAGAGACAUUCGACAAGGAUCUUGGAGCUCUAAUGGAUCAAGUGAGAGAACAAGCUUUGGUGCCUAAAAAUGGUGGGUUGGGUAAAGGAAAGACCAAGUUGACACCUUUUGUAACUCUAUAUGCAUUGGUGCAAUGCACUAGAGACCUGUCUCAGCUACCAUGUGCUCAGUGCUUAGCCAUAGCCGUCGGCAACUUCCCGGUGUUCUGCGAGCACCGGAAGGGCUGCCGAGUUCUAUACAGUAGUUGUUAUGUCCGGUAUGAGCUCUAUCCCUUCUUUUUCCCUCAAGACUCAAGCAACAGUACUGGUUCAUCAGGUAAGUAUUUGAGAGCUGUUAUGCAUCCAUGACUACUUAAAGAUAGAAAGAUACAAUCCAGUGAUAAUGUCCAGUGAGAUAAUGUAUCUGCACAUUUUCCUUGAAAUAAAGAAGUGGAAAGCAAAAUCAUGGAGGCCUGGUGGUAAGUAACCAUUUGGUUUGAAGCAAGAAAAAAAAUAUUAUUUUCUACUUGUACUUUUGAUGGUAGAUGCAUGACUCUUUUCCUUUUUUUC
This is a messenger RNA of Nelumbo nucifera (sacred lotus), 1013 nucleotides long. RefSeq names its product cysteine-rich repeat secretory protein 55-like. Lineage: Eukaryota; Viridiplantae; Streptophyta; Magnoliopsida; Proteales; Nelumbonaceae. The record is from RefSeq and is a predicted model, not a curated record.